Molecule: messenger RNA, 2539 nt
Organism: Zea mays
Lineage: Eukaryota; Viridiplantae; Streptophyta; Magnoliopsida; Poales; Poaceae
Product: Acyltransferase-like protein chloroplastic
Exons: 12
Coding region: 119-2344 (741 amino acids)
Cellular component (GO): membrane
Source: RefSeq, a predicted model, not a curated record
AUCGUCCACUGCCUGCUCCCUACGCAGCUACGCUUUACUCCCUUCCCCUGCUUCGUCCUCGUUUCUCCUCGAACCCACCCAGCAGCGCCUUCUUCCUUCUUCCCGCCCAACCUCGGCCAUGCCCGUAGCGGCGCUCCGUCCUCCCCCGGUCGCUGUCGGCGCGGGACGCCGCAGCGCCCGACUCCAGGCGCGGUUCGCCCUCCGCGCGAGCUCCCUCGAGGCGUCGGCGGCAGUGACGGUGACAGUGAACGGGUCUGCAGAGGCCGCGGUGGAGAGGAAGGAGAAGGUGCAGGAGGAUAAGGACAACGAGGGACUGCCGGUGAAGGAGGAGCAGGAGAGGGGGCUGGAGGUCCUCUACGACGACGGCUUCGGCUCCGUGACCGUCAAGGACUACUUCGCGGCGGCCAAGGUCCUGUGCCGGGACGACGGUGGGCCGCCGCGCUGGUUCUCUCCCGUCGAGUGCGGCCACCCGGCCGUGGACCAAGCGCCGCUGCUGCUCUUCUUGCCAGGAAUGGAUGGCGUCGGCACGGGACUCAUCCUGCACCACAAGUCUUUGGGCAAAGUGUUCGAGGUUCGGUGCUUGCAUAUACCAGUCAAUGAUCGUACACCAUUUGAAGGACUAGUACAAAUCGUUGAAAAUUUGAUCAAGCACGAGCAUGAUUUAUCCCCGGACAGACCGAUAUAUCUUGUCGGAGAUUCAUUUGGCGGAUCCCUGGCACUGGCAGUGGCAGCUCGUAAUCCGCAGAUUGAUUUGGUUCUCAUACUAGUAAACCCAGCUACAUCAUUUGCAAAGACUCCAUUGCAGCCAGUAUUGCCUCUACUGGAAUCAGUGCCAAGCGAGUUUCAUGCUACAGUGCCGUAUCUUCUCAGUUUUGUCAUGGGUGACCCACUGAAGAUGGCUGCAGUUAGCAUUGAAAACAACCUAUCUCCUCCAGAAACUCUGCAGAAAUUGUCAGACAGUCUCACAUCAAUGCUUCCUUUGCUUUCAGAACUGUCUGAUAUUAUACCAAGGGAUACUCUUCUAUGGAAGCUCAAACUUCUCAAGGCAGGAGCAGCCUAUGCAAAUUCUCGUCUCCAUGCCGUGCAAGCCGAGGUUCUACUUCUUGCCAGUGGUAAGGACAAUCUUCUACCAAGCGGAGAAGAAGCGGAUCGACUCUUCAAGGCACUGAAAAACUGCAGAGUUCGAUACUUCAAGGACAAUGGCCAUACACUACUGCUGGUACAAAGCAUCACUCUUAAUAGCUCUCCUGUUAUCCCUAUCUCGCUAUCUGAUUAUACAUAUAUGUAUGUAUGCAAAAGGCAGUGUAUUUCUUCAGCUAUCAUUUUUGUGCCUGCGCAGGAGGAUGGCGUCAACCUGUUAACUGUCAUAAAAGGAGCGAACAUGUAUCGGCGUGGAAGGCAAAGGGAUUCUGUAACCGAUUAUCUCCCGCCUACUCUAAGUGAAUUCAGGCAAACAUUUGAUGUGGAUCACAGGCUGUUCCACCUUGCACUGAGCCCAGUCAUGAUGUCCACCCUGAAGGAUGGGAAAAUCGUCCGCGGGCUUGCCGGUGUCCCUGACAAAGGCCCAGUCUUGUUCGUGGGCUACCACGCGCUCAUGGGCAUUGAGCUGAGUCCUCUGUACGAGGAGUUCCUGAGGGAGAAGAGGACAGUCGUCCGCGGCAUGGCGCACCCGUUCCUGUUUGGGAAAAAGUUCGAGUCGUCGCGCCAGGAGACGUCCCGUUUCGACACUGUUUCUAUGUACGGUGGACUGCCGGUGACCCCGAUCAAUAUGUACAGGUUGUUCCAGAGGAACCAAUUUGUUCUGCUCUACCCCGGCGGCGUUCGGGAAGCUCUGCACAGGAAGGGUGAAGAGUAUAAGUUGUUCUGGCCAGAUCAGCCAGAAUUCGUAAGGAUGGCGGCGCGCUUUGGUGUAACUAUCAUACCCUUUGGGUGUGUUGGAGAAGACGACGUUCUCGAGUUGGUUCUGGACUACAACGAUCAGAAGAACAUUCCCGGGCUCCGGGAAUGGAUACAGUCGAUCAACAAAGAAGCCGAGAGAGUGAGGGACAGCGUAAAAGGAGAGGAUGGGAACCAGGACAUGUACCUGCCAGCUCUUCUCCCAAAAGUGCCUGGCCGAUUCUACUACCUGUUCGGGCAGCCGAUUGAGAUGAAAGGGAUGGGCAACCUUGUCAGAGAUAGGAAGAGCGCGAACGAGGUGUAUCUACGCAUCAAAUCGCAGGUGGAGGAGAUCAUGUCGUAUCUCAAGAGGAAGAGGGAGGAAGACCCUUACAGGAGCCUACCGCAGCGUGCACUGUACCAGGCAACAUGGGGCGCCUCCGCUCAGGUCCCCACUUUUGAGCCAUGAAGAUUGGGAGUAGGGAAGGGCGUCUGCGAGCGGACUGCAAUUCUUUGACAAGAUGCAAUGCGUUCUCAUUUCUGAGGAGAUCUCCCUCCCUCAUACGCUGAUUACAUAUACGGACUACGGACUAGUAUACCGCAAAUAUUGUACAUUUUUAGGAAAAAUAUGAAAUGAUGUUUUUAAACAAAAAAAACGCACUCA